Molecule: messenger RNA, 1542 nt
Organism: Trichogramma pretiosum
Lineage: Eukaryota; Metazoa; Arthropoda; Insecta; Hymenoptera; Trichogrammatidae
Product: cytochrome P450 6k1-like
Exons: 5
Coding region: 1-1542 (513 amino acids)
Molecular function (GO): monooxygenase activity; oxidoreductase activity, acting on paired donors, with incorporation or reduction of molecular oxygen; heme binding
Source: RefSeq, a predicted model, not a curated record
AUGGCUUUAUUUACACAGCUUUGGAGUUUAGAUAUUCUAAUAUGUGUGUUUAGUUUAUCUAUAUGCGCUUACUUUUACGCUGUGAGAAAUUUCAGUUACUGGAAAAAACGAGGAUUCAAAGAAAUUCCACCGACGGCAGUUUUCGGCAAUUUUAUGGAAUGUUUUCUGGCGAAAAAACCUCUCGUCCAUGUCCUCAACGACAUUUACGAGUACGCAAAAGAUGAACCUUCCGUGGGUUUUUACGUAUUGGACAAGCCUUACUUGAUGGUUCGAGAUCCAGAAUUGAUCAAACAUGUUUUGAUCAAGGAUUUUGCAAAUUUCACGGAUAGAGUAGCUGAUUCGUAUAAAACGGAUUACAUUGGAAGGUUCAAUCUUUUUGUUUUACGCAAUCCGGAUUGGAAAUAUGUAAGACAAAAAAUAUCACCCGUUUUCACCUCUGGAAGAUUGAAAAAAAUGUUCGAUCUAAUGUUAGAAAUCGACAAAGAUCUAGAUCAGUAUUUGAAAACGACUGUCGAAGAAGGUAAAUCCGUUGAAAUGGACGUAAAAGAGAUAUGCGCCAAAUUCACCACGGAUGUCAUCGGAAUAACCGCGUACGGCAUGCGGUUCGACGCUUUGUCCGACGAAAAUUCAUACAUUCGCAAAGUCGGAAGGACCAUAUUUACGAAAUCGUACAGACGUUACGUGGAGUAUUUGUCGGUGCUAUUGGUACCGUCGAUCGUAAAUAUUUUUGCUUUUCGUUUUCUCGGUAAGGCCUCGUCGCGAUUCCUCAGCGAUCUUUUUCACGGAGCGAUGAAAGAGAGGCUGGACUCCGGGGUCAAACGAGCCGAUUUGCUGGAUUUUUUGAUCGACUUGAAGAAGGAGCAAGAAAACGAACUGGUGAAAAGUGAACGAAAAAUUAACGAUGGUCAAUUGAUCGCUCAAGCUGCAAUUUUCUUUAUCGGUGGAUUCGAGACGUCUUCGACGACUAUGUCGUUUGCGUUGUAUGAAUUGGCCAAAAAUCCAGAUGUUCAACGAAAAUUACGAGAAGAAUUGUCGGGAGUACUGGAAAAGAACGAUGGAAAAGUUACUUACGACAUGCUAGUGAACUCACUACCGUACUUGGAUAUGGUAAUUUCGGAAACGUUGCGAAUGUACCCGAUUUUGCCUUAUUUGGACAGAAUGACGGAAAAAGAUUAUCAAUGUCCCUUGACAAAACUCGUUGUACCAGCUGGUGUACCUGUGGUUGUACCAAUGCGAUCUCUUCAUAUGGAUCCUAAUUAUUUUCCACAUCCACAGCGAUUCGAUCCUAGUCGAUUUUCCGGAGAAAAUAAAAUUAAUAUUAAACCUAACACGUAUUUCCCUUUCGGAGAUGGGCCAAGAAUAUGUGUUGGAAUGAGACUAGGAUUGAUUCAAACGAAGCUAGGUUUGAUUCGGUUGAUAUCGAAUUACGAAUUUUCACCGUGUCGAGAAGCUCUCAACGUCAUGGAAUUUGAUAAUAAGAGUCCCCUUUUGUCGUCGACCGCUGAUUUAGUAUUAAACGUUAGACGUAUUUCAACAAGAUGA